AUGGCUUCACUUCCCCCCGGUGAUAAAGACAAUGGGGGUCCCUCCAAGCUGCCAAAUUCUGGCCCCAAUGAGAAGGGUGACUCCGAUCUUCCGUCUGAUAAUGGUGUAGGAGAUGAACGCAAGAAAAGACGCUACGGCCUCAUCUGCCCUAGCCAUGCGAACCGUGAACCGGCGCCUGCUGCCCCUGGAGCCCACCCUUGUGAAACUCGUGCUCCUGCAACCCAGGGUGCAUACUGCACCGAUAGAGACUGCAGCUUCCAUCCAUUUGAUGGUAACAAGCCGGCCUGGGCGCAAGAGGAGAUUGCUUGGGAGGAAUGGGUACGACAGCACACUGCUGUGAGCUCUGCCCAAGCUCAACCCGACAACGCCGAGCCCGAAAAGGGCGAAGAUGAGGAGGCCCAGUCCGACAAGGAGCAGUAA
Messenger RNA from Penicillium verhagenii, 420 nucleotides. RefSeq lists its product as uncharacterized. The record is from RefSeq and is a predicted model, not a curated record. Lineage: Eukaryota; Fungi; Ascomycota; Eurotiomycetes; Eurotiales; Aspergillaceae. The transcript is spliced from 3 exons. The coding region runs from base 1 to 420 and encodes 139 amino acids.